Molecule: messenger RNA, 858 nt
Organism: Prunus armeniaca (apricot)
Lineage: Eukaryota; Viridiplantae; Streptophyta; Magnoliopsida; Rosales; Rosaceae
Source: the annotation of a GenBank genome assembly
AUGGUACCACUUGUUCAGAUGAUACCUGCUGUAAUAGAAGAAAAUGGCGUGAUCCAGUUAUAUUCCUCAGAACAAAAUCCAAGAGACUCGAGCGGCCUAUCUGAACUUGAUCAAAUUUUGGUUGAGCAAGGCCCAGGUAUGGAAACAAAAAGAACUACUGCCGCUACUGGUCAGAUACAGAACAAAGCAGUAGCGAUAGCUUGGUGUCUGAUAAAUAGACUGGUAAAUUGCUUGGAAUACCCAAGAACUUGGUUGGAAGAGACACGUGGCAUGCUGAUGAUUGUAGCAACCAUGAUAUCAACCACAACUUUCGAAGCUGCAGUUAAUCCACCCGGUGGUGUUUGGCAAGACAAUAAUACAAAUAGUAGCGCUGGAGGUACUACUUAUUGCACCCAUGAUAACAUAUGCUCUGCUGGAACUUCAGUGGCAGGCAGCGGCUUCCCAAAAGACUUCCUCGCGUUCGUAACAUUCAAUACCGUCUCAUUCAUUGCUUCUCUCAGUGUCACCCUUUUGCUUGUUGGCGGAUUUCCCCUCCGGAAUCGUGUAAUUAUGUGGCUUUUAUCAAUGGCCAUGUGUCUCACUCUCACUUCUAUGGCACUCACCUAUAUACAUGCUCUCAUCUUAGUGUUCCCUAAUACUGAAAUUUACAAAUCAUAUGAAAAGAUAUCCAAGAUAUCCAUUGUGGUUUGGGAUACAUUGCUUGGGAUCAUAGCUGCAAUCCACACCAUUCGUCUUAUCAUUUGGUUGGCGAGGAAGUUGUGGGGCGGGUUCAAGCAUAAGAUCCCAAAAAGCCUCAGGAACGUGAUUGAUAGUUUGGUGGAUAGUUCGAGAGCACAUCACCGUACCAAAAAAUUCUGA